GACCCCUGAGGGUUGUCAGCCAGCUCCGACUCAGAGGGGGUGGUGAGGGGGAAGAGGAAGAAGAGGAAGUUCCUGAGCACGACUCUCCUGCGGAGAACGAGACUGAGGAAGUACCUGAGGAACAACUAGCUGAGAAGCCUGCCGAAGCUGAGACUCCUACUCCUAAGAGACAGCUGCAGUUCGGCAUGGCCCGGUUCUUCGGCUCACCUGAGGCGAAAUCCGAAGCUAAGCCUGUUUCUGAGACGAGCCUCACACCUCAGGCAAGGCCCACUUUCAGAAAGAGACAGCUCAGGGACCAGCUCAUCAUUGAUCAGCUGGCUGAGGAAGUAGCUGAGCUGAAAGCCAAGAUGCCUCAGGCCAACCCCUUAGAAGUCUUCAGGGACAAGCAGAAGAUGGUGCAGACCAUGAGGAGAAACCUCCCUCGCAGGCCCAGAGCUCCUAAGAAGGAGCUCACAGCCAGUAAGAAGCUCCUCAUCAUCAAACGCCUUAAGGAGGCAAGGUCAGAGUACGACCCUCAGACCUUCUGGAAGGUCAUGAAAACGGAGACCGGCUUGAGGAAAGAGCAGCUCAGUGACCUCCUCAAAAGAGAAGAGGAGAUUGAGAAACUCAGCAAGCUGCCUGUCGGCCCCACUAAGAAAGGCAAUAAGAGGAGGAAGAGGGCCCCAGGUGCGGGCCGCCGUCCACCUUAUCCUGAGGUCCGUCAGAGACUCCAAGACUGGCUUGAGUUGCAGCGGGCCUGCGGUGUCACUGUGACUCAGGAACACCUGGGCACUCAGAGUGUCGUGUUCCUCAGGGAGUCAGCUGAGGAGCUCCUGGCUCGUGCUGCCACAGACAAGAGCCUCAGUGUGCUUCAGGUGACCAAGCUUAAGGUGCAAGCUGAGAACAGAAAGCUCAGGGCCACCAACGUCACAGGGAACCAUGAGUACAUGAGGACCUGGACCAGGCGACUGCUUGGGUGGCUUGGUGCUAAGAACCUCAGCACAGGGAACCAUGAGUACAUGAGGACCUGGACCAGGCGACUGCUUGGGUGGCUUGGUGCUAAGAACCUCAGCACUGAGUUGGUGCAACCCCUGACCGAGACGGAGGCCUCAGUCAGGUGCAACCUCACCUGGCAGGAGUUCGACCACAAACUGUGGUUGUCCUCGUGUUCCUCAGUGAGCAGACUCAGCGACUCCGCACUGGUCGCCGAUCCUAAGGCCUUUUGCGACAACAGGGCCAACCUGGUUAUCGGCUUUAGCGACCAGGUGCCACUCUGGGCUAAGGAUCCUGGUCGUAGGGCGGUCUUCAGCCGGUCUGAGAUCCAUUCUAAGGAGCACAAGCAGGAUUUUUCUGAGGUGAGACAGGCGAUCGCUGAGGUCACCAAGACUCAGCAAGCAGCAGACCUCUUAGUCGGCCCCAUCAGGAAGACAGGCAAACAGCCUGAGAAAGGCCAUGCAAAUGAGGAGAGGUUCAGAAUCACCUACGAGGCCCGACAGCUCCUCAGAAACGUCUACGGGGAUCCUGAGACGCCUGUCCUGGGUGUGGUGGGGAAGGGCCUCUUAGUCGUGCCCGGGCAGUGGGCACGCCUGAGCAACAUUUCCGCAGAUGGCAAAUUCAUUGAGGCCGAGCACUUCAAAGUUGGCUCUAAGACCAUCCUGAGAGGACAAGGUACCUCAGCCGGGAGAAUCCUUGAGUCCUAUCGCAAGGUCAGGCAGAGUCACCCUGAGCUGGUGGAGCACCUUGAGAUCAUGUCUCAGCCUGCCGCGAAUGUGGACUCAGUGAUCUUAGGCUGGGUGCUUGAGGCUCAGGCCAGAGAGCAUGCCUGCUCCCUCUGGCAGAGGGACUGCUUCAGUGCAGUUUUCUCAGACUCCUCCGUUCAGAAGAUGGCCUUAGCACAGCAAAUCGGCUGCUGUGUUGCCGCUAAGUGCACCUCCUUCCUUCAGAUCACGGACUCAGACUUCUCUAAGCAGUUCAAGGCCUUUGUCCGCAAGGAGCUGAAGGACCUGAGGACGGAGUUUCAGAAGCAGACCAAAGGCAACUCAGUCUUUAAGGUGGGUGCCUUAGAGAUCAUCAAAGCCGUCGUUGCUGCUCAGGCGCAGAUGAGCACUAAGAAUGAGAAUGAUCAGUGGGUCCUCAGAGCAGCCGUGAGGAAUGGGAUUCUGGCCUACAGACCGAAUCCUCAGACUGGCAAGCUUGAGCAGCUCCUUAGCCAGAAGUGGGCUAAGGAAAUGAACCUCGGCAUGGGCACUAAGAGGUGGCUUAAGCAGGAUGGCGAGCCCUUAGAGGCAAACUGGCAACUCAGCGACACAGCCUCAGAGCUCAAGGAUCUCAUCAGGUGGGACUACUACAACCAAGCUGAGGAUGGCCAGAACGACUUAGAGGAUGGCCCUGAGAUCGAAGAUGAGUUUGAGGAUGACCUCGCCCUUGAGGCCGCCAACAGCCUCUCCCUCAGAGUCGCACCUCAGCUCCUCGAGGCUCACCGGAGGGCAACUGCUCAGGAUGAGCAGUACCGCCAGAGGAGGAAGAGGCAAAGGAUCAAGUCUCAGAAGAAGGCUGAGGAGAAAGACCUGAAGGCGGCCCUUGCUAAGCAGUACGUCCAGAAGAUGUCUGAGAAGCUUAAGGACCAUUCCCUUGAGGACCUCCUGAAGUCAGUUGUCCCUCACGUGCAGAAGGACAAGGACAAGGAGGCUCAGCCUAAGAAGAAGCCCACCCUGGCUGGUAAGCUGAAAAAGGCCGCCAAAGCCACAGCCAAAAAGAAGCCUGAGAAGCCUGAGGAGAAGCCUGAGGAGGUGCCUGAGGCCGACCCUGAGACGGCGGUGGUUGAGGCGGAGAAGACUGAGAAGAAGAAGAAGAAGAAGAAUUCCAAGACCAAGCUCUCAGCUUCCGCCAAGCCAUCUAAGAAGAAGAGCGAGAAGCCCUCUAAGAAGAAGAAGGAAGCCAUCAAGAGCCUGGCUAAGGCGGAGGCUGAGAAGGAUGCCAAGAAGGUUCUGGCUGAGAAGGCGAAGAAAGCUGAGGAGGCGGAGAAAGCUGAGGAGGCGAAGAAAGCUGAGCCUUUGUCAGCCCAGCCUAAGAAGAAGGCGAAGACUGAGAAGAAGCCUAAGGCGGACGGGGGCGACCUCUACCUGAACAAGGAAGUGGUUGUCCGUCAUGAGUCAGCAGGAGCCACGAACUUCGCUAAGGUGGGUCUCGUCACGAAGGCCUACCCUGAGGGCCGGUAUCAGGUCAUCUUUGACAAGGGCGGUCAGAUUCUCCCUCAGGAACAUUUUGCACUCGCGAGUCUCAGGCCAGACGUCUGCUUCGUGUGGCCUAGGCAGAAUACACUGAACAAGUCUCACCUCAAGGAGAUGCUGAUCAACAUCAGUGCCUAUCCUCAGAGAACCACUCAUGAUGAGGAGGAGGGGCACACCUUGGUCUCAGACUCAGAUUCCUUCUCAGUGGUGGACCCAGGGAUUCCUUACAUGCUUUGGAAGUUCCCUGAGGAUCUCGCUGCAAUCAGGGAAGAAGCCCUGAGAGAGCAGGCCAGACCUUUCCGCACUGUCUUAGUGCCGGUCUUUGCCUCAGGCCAUUGGACAAUCCUCAGGGCUGAGAAGGCUUCCCCUGAGCAGACGAAAGACUUGAGAUGGAGUGUUUUCGACUCCCUCAGCGAGCGAAGCGAGGAUCAGGCAAAGCAGCAGCUCAGGAUCGGCAAGAUCUUAGACGAGAACUUCAAGCUGCCUCAGUCCCGCAGCAACUUUUGCACUCAGGCAGAAGGCCUCAACCAAUGUGGCUUCUAUUGCCUCAGCUACAUUGAGCAGAGCCUCAGGUUGAAGCGAGGCGAGUGGCUGCUUCAGCAUCCCUCAGAGCUUCAGCAGAUCUGGAAGGAUCGGCUCAUCUACCUCACUAAGCGGUUGGCAGUUGAGAAAAACCUCCUUUUGCAGGCGAUUGCCUUAGAGAAGGCAAAGGCAGAUGCCCUUAAGGAGCGAACCAAAGCUGCUGCUGAGAAGAACAAGCUCUUUGCUCAGGCACACAAACACCUUGAGAACAAGAACACUAAGGCUGCUGAAGAGGCUUACAAGAAGGCCCUGAAGAUGUUCAGCUGGAGGGACCUCAGCAAGAAGUCCUACCAGUUCAUCCUCUCCCUCAGGAAUUCUCCUUGCAUCUGCAGCCGAUGUCGGUGGCAGACUGGCUGCCUCAGCUGCGAUCCCAACAAGGCCCUGAGGUACUGGGUCCUCAGAGAAGCCUGG
Molecule: messenger RNA, 4202 nt
Organism: Symbiodinium sp. CCMP2592
Lineage: Eukaryota; Dinophyceae; Suessiales; Symbiodiniaceae
Source: the annotation of a GenBank genome assembly